Messenger RNA from Lathyrus oleraceus (garden pea), 420 nucleotides. RefSeq lists its product as uncharacterized. Bases 1 to 420 code for a protein of 139 amino acids. The record is from RefSeq and is a predicted model, not a curated record. The transcript has a single exon. NCBI's taxonomy places the organism in Eukaryota, Viridiplantae, Streptophyta, Magnoliopsida, Fabales, Fabaceae.
AUGGCUAUGAUUGUUGUUAGUAGUGUGGUGAUUCAAAAUAUGGUGAUUCCUAAGCUUAAAGAUCCGGGGAGUUUUUCUAUCCCUUGUCAGACAGGCACCAUGAAAUUUGAGAGAGCACUUUGUGACUUAGGGACCAGUGUUAGUCUGGUGCCCUUAUCAUUGUGCAAAAAGUUAGACAUGGGUGAGAUGAAACUGACAAUUGUCUCUCUGCAACUAGAAGAUAUAUCGGUCAAAUACCUAGUGGGUGUGUUAGAAGAUGUUCCAAUUAAAGUAGGAGAGUACUAUGUGCCUGUAGAAUUUGUCACCAUGGAGAUAGAAAACGAAUCGCAAUUCCUGAUACUCCUAGGUAGGGCAUUCCUAGCUAUGAUGGGGGCCAUCAUUGAUGUUAAGAGGGGGAAGUUUAAUUUUGAGGUAGGAUAA